AUGACUGGACGGGCCAGAGCCAGGGCGCGAGGACGGGCUCGGGGUCAGGAGCCGGCGCAGCACGUGGGCGCCGCCGCAAGUCAGCAACCCGGCUAUAUUCAGCCUCGACCUCAGCAGCCGCCAGCAGAGGGGGAGCUAGUUGGCCGAGGGCGACAGAGAGGGCCAGUAGGAGCGACAGCCAAGUCACAAGAACUCCAGAUAUCUGCUGGCUUCCAGGAGUUGUCAUUAGCAGAGAGAGGAGGUCGUCGUAGAGACUUCCAUGAUCUUGGUGUGAACACCAGACAGAACUUAGACCAUGUCAAAGAAUCAAAAACAGGUUCUUCAGGCAUUAUAGUAAGGCUAAGCACUAACCACUUUCGAUUGACGUCCCGCCCCCAGUGGGCACUGUAUCAGUACCACAUUGACUACAACCCAUUGAUGGAAGCCAGGAGACUCCGCUCAGCUCUUCUUUUUCAACAUGAAGAUCUAAUUGGAAGGUGUCAUGCUUUUGAUGGAACGAUACUAUUUUUACCUAAAAGACUACAGCACAAGGUCACCGAAGUUUUUAGUCAGACCCGAAAUGGAGAACAUGUGAGGAUAACAAUCACUUUAACAAAUGAACUUCCACCUACAUCACCAACUUGUUUGCAGUUUUAUAAUAUUAUUUUCAGAAGACUUCUGAAGAUCAUGAAUUUGCAACAAAUUGGACGGAAUUAUUAUAACCCGAGUGACCCAAUCGAUAUUCCAAAUCAUAGGCUGGUGAUCUGGCCCGGCUUCACCACGUCCAUCUUACAAUACGAGAACAACAUCAUGCUGUGCACAGACGUCAGCCACAAGGUCCUGCGCAGCGAGACUGUGCUGGACUUCAUGUUCAGCCUAUACCACCAGACAGAGGAGCACAGAUUCCAAGAACAAGUUUCAAAGGAGCUGAUCGGCCUGAUUGUCCUGACCAAGUAUAACAAUAAAACAUACAGAGUAGAUGAUAUUGACUGGGAUCAGAAUCCAAAGAGCACCUUUAAGAAAGCAGAUGGGACUGAAGUGAGCUUCUUAGAGUACUACAGGAAGCAAUAUAACCAAGAGAUCACUGACUUGAAGCAGCCGGUCUUGGUCAGUCAGCCUAAGCGCAGGAGAGGCCCUGGUGGCACAUUGCCAGGCCCUGCCAUGCUCAUUCCUGAGCUCUGCUACCUCACAGGUCUAACUGAUAAAAUGCGUAAUGAUUUUAAUGUGAUGAAAGACUUAGCUGUUCACACAAGGCUGACUCCCGAGCAAAGGCAGCGUGAAGUAGGAAGACUCAUCGACUACAUCCACAAAGAUGAUAAUGUUCAGAGAGAGCUUCGAGACUGGGGUUUGAGCUUUGACUCCAACUUACUGUCCUUUUCAGGAAGAAUUUUGCAAGCAGAAAAGAUUCACCAAGGUGGAAAAACAUUUGACUACAAUCCACAAUUUGCAGAUUGGUCUAAAGAAACAAGAGGUGCACCACUAAUUAGUGUUAAACCACUAGAUAACUGGCUGUUGAUCUACACUCGAAGAAAUUAUGAAGCAGCCAAUUCAUUGAUACAAAAUCUAUUUAAAGUUACACCAGCCAUGGGCAUACAAAUGAAAAAAGCAAUAAUGAUUGAAGUGGAUGAUAGAACUGAAGCCUAUUUAAGAGUCUUACAGCAGAAAGUUACAUCAGACACCCAGAUUGUCGUUUGUCUGUUAUCAAGUAAUCGGAAAGACAAGUACGAUGCCAUUAAAAAGUACCUGUGCACGGAUUGCCCUACUCCCAGUCAGUGUGUGGUGGCACGGACCUUGGGCAAGCAGCAGACCGUCAUGGCCAUCGCCACCAAGAUCGCCCUGCAGAUGAACUGCAAGAUGGGUGGGGAGCUCUGGAGGGUGGAUAUGCCCCUAAAACUAGCCAUGAUAGUUGGCAUUGAUUGUUACCACGACACCACCGCUGGACGGAGGUCAAUUGCAGGAUUUGUUGCGAGCAUCAAUGAGGGGAUGACCCGCUGGUUCUCUCGCUGUGUGUUUCAAGAUCGCGGGCAGGAGCUGGUCGACGGACUCAAGGUCUGCUUGCAAGCUGCUCUGAGGGCUUGGAACAGCUGCAAUGAGUACAUGCCGAGCCGCAUUGUCGUGUACCGGGACGGUGUGGGAGAUGGGCAGCUCAAGACUCUGGUCAACUACGAGGUGCCACAGUUUCUGGACUGCCUGAAAUCUGUCGGUAGAGGCUACAACCCCAGACUAACUGUGAUCGUGGUGAAAAAACGAGUGAAUGCCCGAUUUUUCGCCCAGUCUGGAGGGAGACUUCAAAACCCUCUUCCCGGAACAGUCAUUGACGUGGAGGUCACCAGACCAGAGUGGUAUGACUUCUUCAUCGUCAGCCAAGCUGUGCGGAGCGGCAGCGUGUCCCCCACACACUACAACGUCAUCUACGACAGCAGCGGCCUGAAGCCAGACCACAUCCAGAGGCUGACCUACAAGCUGUGCCAUGUCUACUACAACUGGCCGGGUGUCAUCCGUGUCCCCGCCCCUUGCCAGUAUGCCCACAAGCUGGCCUUCCUCGUGGGCCAAAGCAUCCACAGGGAGCCCAACCUGUCGCUGUCAAACCGGCUAUACUACCUCUAG
Molecule: messenger RNA, 2586 nt
Organism: Condylura cristata (star-nosed mole)
Lineage: Eukaryota; Metazoa; Chordata; Mammalia; Eulipotyphla; Talpidae
Gene: PIWIL1
Product: piwi-like RNA-mediated gene silencing 1
Exons: 20
Coding region: 1-2586 (861 amino acids)
Biological process (GO): regulatory ncRNA-mediated gene silencing
Cellular component (GO): P granule
Molecular function (GO): piRNA binding; protein binding
Source: RefSeq, a predicted model, not a curated record